AGUAUAAGUGGAAUACCAAAAUAUUAUCCCACGCUCUCACGGAUGUCGUCAGCUCACACACAGCAUGUCGCUCUUUGCACAGACAAUGGCCCUUUCCUAUGCUCAUUGUUUGGUGCGACAUCUAGCGACAUUUUCGCUGUCUGUGUGAUUCGCAACGGGAGAAUAAUUAGGCGAUCUCUUAUGACGACAGAUCUUAAAGCAACUGAGUUUUCAUGGAAACCAACCAGCAUUGUUUCAAGCAUUUGUGUGGAACCUCGCAUUGAUUCGUCCUAGCAAAGGCUGCCAAAUGUGUCGGCUAUACAAUCCCUCUUCUAAUACAUGCCACUCAUUGUUUGAAAACUUAUACAGGCUCUGGUUUAUGAGGUUGGAUUGCGUGGUGGAGGGCAAAGUAGAAGCCUCUGGACCCAUUAGACGACCAUGAGAUGAUGUAUGAAACAAGCACGCAUUAUUCAUUAUUCUAUUUAGUUUGUCUGGGUUCGAAUGAAUGCGCUAAUCAGUUUCCAAGAAGUGAGAGUACUGUUUGCUGCGCUUCACCAAGUCCAUAACGCGCAACUAAUGAUCUGCCCAGAGUGUCGCGCCAAACAAGUUACGAUCCUUAAUGAUGAAGCAAUUUGUACGAAAUGUGGUGCGGUUUUAAGUGAAUCCUUUGUCGAGGAAAAUGCAAAUCUUGCCGAUCGUAGCGAGCAAGAACAGCCACCAGUUACAGCAGGUGUUAUACUCACGCGCGCAGAAAAACGAUUUUUUGAAUCCAUUGAUCGUUUUGCAGCUGCUCUUGGCUUGACUGACUGGAUCCACUAUAUUCGACAAGUCUAUUAUGUCCACAACUCAGCAUUAACCACUUUCCGUACCCGUUAUUCAGACGAAUCUGCCAUUUGUUUGAUAUAUAUCGCCACACGAUCAGGUCGAACCGGACAUACGCUAGCCGAAUACGCUUCGAAAGUUGGUGUUACGGAUGUCAAGGAACUAAACAAGGCCUUCAAGCGAUAUAGCAAGGCUGUAAAAACGCUUCCAGGGCAACGAGUAGCAGCAGCAGCAUCAUCAUCGUCGUUGUCACCAUCACCACCGUCUGUGCCCCAACAAGCAGACGAAAGCAUGGAACGGGUAUCUACAGUUGUUGCUAAAUUAUAUCAUCCUAUAUCAACAAUGUUCGGUUUACAAGAUGAGAAUGCGGUAGCAUUGUCAGAUUGGACAAAGCGAGUCUACGACAUUGCUAAGCGAGCGGGUUUGGAAACAGGUCGGCCGACAGGUCCAUUAAUCACUGCUUGUGUCGUAGUAGCAGCACGUACCCUUUCCUCCAGGCUAGUGGACGUCGAUUGGGUGUUACUGAGUCAAAAUAUUUCGUAUGGAUGUGCCACUAUCAGACACAGGUCCAAAGAACUCAUGGACAUUCUUGUUCGUCGCGCCAAAUCUAUCCCCUGGCUUAAAAACUCGGUAAUCACGAAAUUUAAUGUUCACCACUAUUUGUGCGAGAUUAUCCAGAUGGAUUCAAGUAUCAAUGUCAACGACCGCAUUAUCAGUGUCCAGCAAUCACAGCUACAACCAUCUUUGGAAAGCUAUCCACCAUCAUAUCGGCGGAACUAUGAGCGGAUCCAACAUAGAGCCUCGCAAAUUGCUGCUGCAUCACAAUACUUGAAUCGACCAACAAUAGCGGAUAGCGAUCUACUUUCAAUGAAUGUUGAAGUUCGUAUGAUAUAUUUCUUGCUGGCCAAAGGCAUGUCUGCCUCCGAUAUUGAGGUGUUGGACAGCCAACACAUUUAUGAUCACGUGCGCCGUUUAUACAUACGAGAUACUCUUCCUGCGUUAUCCCAGGAAGAUUUAAAUAGAUCAGAAGUGUCCGAGAAGGACAUGGACGAUAUUGAAGCCGCUCAGUACUUGCAGUCGGAUCCGUCUUCUACUAAAUACGACUACCCCGACCACUAAAAAUUCAAUAUACCUUCCCCGUCCCCUUCGUUAUUCCCCACUGCUUAUAUAAUUAUGUUCUCCAUUGUCUUCCAAUUAAUUGUAAAUAUUACAAGUAACACACCUUAAUACCUAAAUGCAUUCUAUAUAUACCACUUAUGGCACAAAAUAACAAAUGUGAUCUAUUGCUAAGUCACCUCCACAUACCAUCUAUCAUG
Messenger RNA from Zychaea mexicana, 2117 nucleotides. RefSeq lists its product as uncharacterized. Gene Ontology annotation, cellular component: transcription preinitiation complex; nucleus. Gene Ontology annotation, biological process: DNA-templated transcription initiation; transcription preinitiation complex assembly. The record is from RefSeq and is a predicted model, not a curated record. Lineage: Eukaryota; Fungi; Mucoromycota; Mucoromycetes; Mucorales; Lichtheimiaceae. Bases 481 to 1920 code for a protein of 479 amino acids. The transcript has 2 exons.